AGGGAAAAAGACCCCAAGAACAAUUCACAAAACGAAGAAAGAAAUUCGUCUUUCGUCCCAAAAAAUCUGUCUUUAGCCUUUUCUUUUCUUUCAUUUAUUUAAAAUCUCGUCGUUUACACGUUGAGAAUCAACAUCAAUUAUCGGAUUGGUUCAGUUAGUAAGUCUUGAAAUGUUUUGCAAUUGUCUUGGAGCCAGGUAUUUAUUUUGCUGAUAAUAAUGGCGGGUCAGAGGAAUAGCUAUGUGAAGCGGGCUCAUUCUCAGUCUGAUAAUUCUGAGAAUGGAUCAUAUAAGAGGAGAAAUGCAGGUGAUGACAGGGAACAAUUUGUUAUUGGCUCAGAUGAUACCGUCUAUCGGUAUUUGUGCCCUGCGAGAAAGAUAGGAAGCAUUAUUGGAAGGGGAGGGGAGAUUGUUAAGCAAUUAAGGGCAGACACCAAAUCGAAGAUUAGAAUUGGUGAGUCAGUUCCUGGUUCCGAGGGGCGUGUGGUAACUAUCUACAGCUCUAGAGACGAGACAAAUGCCCUUGAAGAUGGGGACACUUUUGUUUCUCCUGCACAAGAUGCUUUAUUCCGGGUGCAUGACAAAGUUGUUGCUGAAGAUCUGCACAGUGAUGAAGAUUUUGAAGGCCGCCAAAUUUCUGCUCGGCUUCUUGUAUCUUCUGAUCAGAUUGGAUAUAUCAUAGGAAAGGGUGGACAGAUUGUUCAGAACAUACGUAGUGAAACUGGUGCCCAGAUUCGCAUUCUUAAGGAUGAUUUACCUUAUUGUGCCUUGCCUUCAGAUGAACUUGUACAGAUAUCUGGGGAAGCUGCUGUUGUGAAAAGGGCUCUGCAUCAAAUUGCAUCUCGCCUUCAUGAGAAUCCUUCACGAACUCAGCACUUGCUUGCUUCUGCUGUGUCCAAUGCAUAUCCUGCUGGUGGUGCAAUGCUUGGUCCUUCUGCUGGUGCCCAGGUUGUAGGGUUAACUUCAUUGGUUGGUCCAUAUGGACGAUACAAAGGUGACACUGGAGAAUGGCCACGCUCCAUGUACUCAGCUCCAAGGGAUGAGAAGUCAUCAAAAGAAUUUUCUCUUCGUUUGGUUUGUCCAACUGCUAAUAUUGGAGGUGUGAUUGGCAAAGGUGGUGCCAUAAUCAACCAGAUCAGGCAGGAUUCAGGUGCAGCGAUCAAAGUAGAUAGCACAAGUACUGAUGGAGAUGAUUGCAUAAUAACUAUAUCAGCUAAAGAGUUCUUUGAGGAUACAUUUUCACCUGCUAUUGAAGCAUCUGCACGGUUGCAACCUAGAUGCAGUGAGAAGAUUGAAAGAGACUCUGGAAUUAUAUCAUUCACAACCCGUUUACUUGUGCCAACUUCACGUAUUGGCUGCCUUAUUGGUAAAGGUGGAGCUAUUGUAACUGAGAUGAGAAGGAUUACAAAAGCUAAUAUCCGUAUCUUGUCAAAGGAAAACCUUCCAAAAAUAGCAUCUGAAGAUGAUGAGAUGGUUCAGAUUUCUGGAGACCUUGAUGUUGCUAAGGAUGCCCUGGUACAAGUAACAACGCGGUUAAGAGCCAAUCUUUUUGAUAGGGAAGGUUCUGUUUCUGCAUUAGUGCCAGUCUUGCCAUAUCUUCACAUGCCAACUGAAGGAACAAACAGCUUGAGUUAUGAAAGUAGAGAGGGCAAGAGACAUGGGCGUCUGCAUACUUAUUCUGGUGGUUAUGGCUCCAGUGAUUUAGCUGCUAGUGACAGCUAUGGAAGUUAUGGUGGCCUCCAGAUUGGUAAUAGUUCCAGUGCUUAUGGAGCUUAUUCUUCAGGGCGUGGUGGUCCUGGGUUAUCAAGCCAUAACCCUGUUUCCCGGCGCUAAAAUCACGGUUACUAAAAUUCUGUGAAUUGCUGGUUUAUGAAGCCUGAAGCCAGCCUACUGCUUACUUUGCUGAAGCCUGCCUAAACCUGAAGACCAGAUGAACCAUGGUUUGACAUACUCAUGGCCCACCCUGUUGCAACUACCUAGAAGGACCAAAUAUAUGUGAAGAUCUUACUAUUCUCUUUGAAAUUUUCCAUGUCCAUGACACCAAAAACACCAAGCUCUGUUAUAUGUGCUCCCCAAGAACCUAGUUAGCCGGCAUGCUUGUUGCAGACUUUUAUUUCCUUAUUUUGUUGUUUCUGCUUUUUAGUUUGCAUUUGUCUAGAGGUUCUAAACCUUGUACCUUCUUCCAUCCACUGGCAGUUGUACUGAGAGUGCUGAGUUUAUUAUCUGACAUUUGUCUUCUUCAUUUCCUUAAUUUCGCUGGUUGUCUUAAUUUAUGAUUGAA
Messenger RNA from Hibiscus syriacus, 2278 nucleotides. RefSeq names its product KH domain-containing protein HEN4-like. NCBI's taxonomy places the organism in Eukaryota, Viridiplantae, Streptophyta, Magnoliopsida, Malvales, Malvaceae. Gene Ontology annotation, cellular component: cytoplasm; nucleus. The transcript has 8 exons. The record is from RefSeq and is a predicted model, not a curated record. Gene Ontology annotation, biological process: regulation of gene expression. Bases 217 to 1830 code for a protein of 537 amino acids. Gene Ontology annotation, molecular function: mRNA binding.